AGUGCACCGUGGAUUCAUGCUCUGUUGUCGCUCGGUAACAGGGGUGUUACUCGUUUCCCGAGUCGACCGCAGCAAACAAGGAGGGCAAGACCAAGCGCUGUCCCAGGCUGCUACAGCCGGACAGCAUGCCUAGAAUACUCAACCUGUACUAGCCUGAGUUGUACGGAAUGCACGCAAACGCGGAUGUACCAACGGUGAUUACGUCACCACUUAUACCACAGCACGCUACAGCAUCGAAUGAGAAAACCUGAAACCACGGAGCUACAAGGAAACGCAGUUACAAAUCAGAUGCGAACGUAGAACCACCCGCGUUCUUUAAUCGGACUUUGGACUACUAAAGGCUGUUUCACAUGCUGCGAUAGGAGCGACAAAAAUCGGUGCAGUCGCAGGCAUCGCAAUGCGAUUUUUGACGUAUAUAUAGUAGCAACAGGUCCGAAAACGAAAUAAGUUUCUUUGAUCAUUAUCAUCAUCAUCAAAGCUCGCACAUAUGCUUGCAGGAUCUAAAAAAAAAAAUGACAUGGCGGCCUCCUGUUAUCUAUUUGGGCUGCAGUAUCAGUUAUCACGUUUGUUUUGCGUGGUUUUUAUAACAUGAGGUAACGGCAAACGAGGUCGUUCUCCUUACGCUUAAAGACUUGUCCUAGUCGUCCCUCAGAGCCCGAUUGCACUAUGGGCCACCGUUGGAGUUCGAGUCGCAAGAAACCUGUGAUCUACGCCAGGGACCAGAAAGAGUUCUGGUCGAUCCGUUGGAAAACCGGAGACACUCCGUGGCAGACGCAAGGCAUACAUCGGCUUCUGGACCAACACCAAGAGCUGGUCCUGGCUGGAAAGCAAAAUGCCCGCGUGUUCAUUCCACUGUGUGGAAAGGCCCCUGAACUGUUAUGGUUCUAUGGUCGUGCUCACAAUGUUAUCGGCGUGGAGUACAUAGAGCGGUCAGCCAGCGAAUUCUUCACGGACAACGGCCUUCCCUGCGAGGAAACGACCUGCCAUGUGCUGAAGUGUAAAGUCUUCCGUACUCUUGACCACCGUUUGCAGAUAUUUGUCUGCAGCAUAUUCGAAUUCAACAGAGACUGCGCUGGAACAAUGGACAUUGUUUGGGACAGGGGUGCCCUCGUAGCUGUCAACGAUGACGAGCGUCCAAGGUAUGCAAAUGUCAUCAAGUCUCUUCUGUCACCUGGCUUUUCCUACGGACUUUGCACAGUCGUGUAUGAUGACCCAUCAUUCAAAGGUUUCCCUCGGAGUGUACCAGAUGAUGAGGUCGUCAAGCUGUUUGGUGACUUUAUGACGCUGACAAAGGUGAUGCAGUCAGAGGAGGAGAAGCGUUUUCACAUCUCUUCCAGCAUCGUCGAGACCCUUUGGCAUGGGACAGGUUGAGCAAUGUUGUGUGCCAUUAUAAUCCCUCUUACUGGAGUGCCAAAGUGUAAAGCAGCAACUACAUUCAUUGCUGCAACUUGUUUAGGGGACCCUAAAGACGAAAAUAACUACAGCUGUGUUGUGAACUACACUUCUACGAUACCAAAGAAGCCACUCUCGCCAUGGGAUGAAGAUUGACAAGCCAGAUAAGAGGCAAGAACGAAAGAUGGGUGGCGUUGCCGUGAUGUCGUGGAUAUUGACAAAGUCCUAGUUUUUUCUAGGUACAGAUGGACUACAUUGUAUUCUAAUGGAACCGAAGACUUAUAUUGGGAAGUUUUGAGAACAUGUGAUGUCACACUGAUGUUCUGGUGCUGGAACUCGGGCGCGAAAUUUAAAAAGAAGUAAUUUGGCCGUCAUUUCCUCUUCUGAUAAUGAACUUCUUAUUGUGAAAGUAACCAAAUUAGUGUUUGAAAGACUCAUGUAGUGAUUCUCCUUAGUGUUUCAAUGGAAAAAUCAGUCAGGCAAUAGUGUAGUUAUUGUGUGAAACAGGAAAAGUUGGUUACUUUAGUGUAGAUUAUAUUAACAGUGUUAAAAGUACAUGACGUAAAAUGUAGGGUACACAUGGUGGGCAUUGUAGCCAAACUAAUUUUUACUGAACAGGAAUUUUAGGUGUAGCAGGGUUCUGAAUGGUGGCAAAAAAGCGGCAAAGAAAGCAAAGAAAAAAACAUGACAGAAACAUAUCUGCCGUGUUUAGUGAAAGCUAAUUUGGGAUAUUUUUUUUAAGGUGGAAGCGCUUCUCUCAGUGAGAAAAGUGAAAGUAAUAGUAAUGAAGUUACUCAAAAAUGACUAAAUUUCACGUUUAUUUACAAAUUGUCGGAGCAAUAGAAGGCUAUUGUUAAAGGCCAACUGCUACGAACUUUCACUUUGGUUAAAUCGCUUACAGAUCAGUAAUCUAUACUAUUGAAGCAAUCUUGACAAAGAUUCAGGGCCACAAAUUGCAUAGUUUAAUAUUAGCAGCCUGUAAGACGUUUCGUGCUCCUGGUCGUUAGUGGAUGUGACCUAAGUGCCAGCACGCCACUUCUGAGAUGUUUUAGUGCGCUGCUAAGAGCUGCAAGCACUGCCUAAUUUCGGAUGUCAUGCUGAGGAGCCACACAAUCUCAGUAACAUAUUACUUCCGGUAAGUGGUAGCAGUGAAAUUUCCUGCAGUUUUGGUGUCAGAAACAUCUAUUUUUGGCAAGCUUUUCAUAAGGCAUCCACUUGUAUUUCAAAUGUAAACUUCACAUGAAGACUGCUUGGUGUCUACACUAUCUGAAAGGAGGUACUUCAUACUGUCUCAGAUUUCGUUGCAGUUGGCCUUUAAUUGUUGCACAACUCGCCUCUGAAAAAGGCUAUGUAGCAGCUGAUCCUGCCUGCUCUCCUUGCAGUAAUGCCGGGAUGUCUGCGAUAAGCAUGCAAUGCGUAUCGCAAUGGGUUGGCGGUGAUAGCUGUGAUUGGUAAAGUGCAAUGACCCUUGAGGAGGUUUCCUGGUGCCAGAAUAGAAAACCGAGUGCAUGGUGGCAAUCCCAUGCGACAUGGCUGGGCAAGUAAUGCGAGAAAGCUGCCGUUGCCGCCGUCUACCACUGUCGACUGCGCUUGUGCCCUCGCUCCUUUGAUUGUUUACAUGGGAUCUAGCGACCGGAAAACGUAUCAUACGAUUGCAGUCUACCAAUAUACCAAAUGUUGCUGCUGAAAGAUAGUGUUUGCUGGGGACGUGUUAACCUGUAAAAAAGGCGUAUAACUGUAUUGGGUCAUUUUCUGUGUUCUCAGUCAUGAACGUUGUCGCCGGGAAAUCAUGCGAAAAGGGAUCAUAUCAAUGAUGUUCUACUGUACUACAUCUCCAGAACAAGAUGCAUUGGUAAUUGGUGCUGCCUAUGGUUUUCAAUACGAAGCGGGAGUGGGGCUUUGCCCCAUACUAGACAAGUUCAGGAGGGUGAGAGCAGCCCCUGCACACCCCCGUAAUUGGUGCUUAUGGUCUGACUUUGUCCUGGUGGCUCGAUAGCAACGGCGGCACUAGUCGCUUCUGGUCAGCUUCUACAUCAUUCAGUCGGUCACAUUUGUUUCCUUUUCAAUGUUAAGAGUGGAGACUGGACAAAAAGCUGAAACACCUUCAGGAGGGUCCUGCCUCCUUCUACAGUCAAAAGCAUGUGUAGCAAACGGCAUCUUUCCUGGGACAACCAAUGGGCACUCCAGAAAUAUUUACCGCUAAGAAAAAUAAAGAAAAAGAAAUAUAGUGGACUCGCUUUAAACGGAACUUCAAGGGACCAGGGAAAUUGGUUCAUUUUCUCAGGAGUUCCAUUUACUGAGAGACAAAGCUGAAUACAGUUCCAUGAAUACAAAACCAACCAACCACGAGGAUGGUGUUCCGUUUAAGCGAUUUCCGUUUAUCUAGAAUCCACUAUACACAAAAAAUUAGCAAUUACAUACUUGGUGUAGUAUAAAUCAAAGAAUAAGUUUGCAAAAACACAUGAAUACUGAAUGCAUGUUAUUCGUACUGUAAAUAAAGACUCUGAAAAAGUGUCUUUAUUCCAUGGAAGUGCAAACCUAGCAGAUGGGAGCGAAAAUUCUCAUAAUCCCACGCCAGUGGUUCUUCCUCUAUUUGUGUGUAUUGUGUCUCUGUGUCAGAGAGGCACAGGCAACUGGGAGCCGAUGUCCUGCUGUCUCUUGAAGGAGGGCUACCUCAAAACGAUACAAUGAUGGAUCUGUGGACACACUGAGAUGACUGCGAGGGUUGCAGCGGUGGGCAUGGGUGUCAGUGUCAAUGCCUUCUUGAUGGCAUGGGAUCUCGCUGUGGCUUGUCCCAGCACUGUUCGCCGUUACUGUGAAGCAAGCCACAUAACGGUUUUGUGAGCUGUGAGAGCCCAGGAAGAAAUUUCACUUGCGUCACUUCUGUGGGCUCUGCUAGCUGACACACCGCUUUGUCCUUCUUGGGGUCAGCACUGAUACUGCAGCACCCACCGACAUGGCAAUGCAGGGAUGCUAUGGCCAGAGACGCUCACAGCCGGCCCCUUGGGGCCAGCUGUAAAAGCAGAGAAAAAUUAAGUUGGCUGGCGCAUGCUCGAAGUGCAAGCUUGGCACGUGCAGUGUCGUUUUAGAAGCCUGCCACAUUGGUCGCCGCAGCUGUGGCUCCGCUCGUCGGCUUAGCCCUUCUGCCAAAAUAAAUGUAGGAAUGACGGCACAGCCCUUGGGCUGCUGUCACAUCAUCCUACAUUACAAUUCGUUGAUACAAUGGGCCAGAGGGAUUUCACUGAUUGCCCGCGUAGUGUGCACUUCACCUGCAUUUAAGGUGACUACAGCUUCUUGCAAGUGUUGAAGUACUUGGUCCACUUGUGUGUCAUGUUCAUCCAUUGUGCACCCAAACACGACCAUGUCAUCUUUCAGGCAAGCUUGGCCCUUAAGUCCUUCUAGCACUCUCUACAUUUCCCUUCGGAAACUUUGGAGAAGUUCCGGCGCUGUGAAAAUUCCGAAAAGCAAUUGGAAGAACUGAAAUUAGCCAAAUGGUGUCAGGAAGCUGGUGUACUUCUGGAGCUUGCCGAAUAGCUGGCCUUUGCGUAGAGCUUGCUAAACUGUGUAGCUCCAGCAAGUUUUGCCAGGCAAUCUUCAAUGGUGGGCAUUACAACCAGUUCCCACAGAAUGUUCAUGUUCGAUUCUCUGAAGUUAAUACAAAUUCACUGCUUGCCUCCUUGCUUUUUUGCAACUACCACAGGUGCACACCAUUCUGUGACCUCUUCAACCUUUCUGGUAAUGCCCAGGCUCUCCAUUUUUUUCUAGCUCUCAUUUGACACAGAGCAACAUGAGCAGAGGUACUCUCCUUGGGGGCGUAAUCCGCCUCUUUCAUGGCGCUAUGGCGCAUGCGCCCUGCCCUAGCGGAUGAGUCGCAAAACGUUUUGGAAGGGUCGGGCGCGUGGCCCGCGCGCCGGGAAGUCCCCCGAAAAAAGAAAAAAAAGAAAAAGAAAAGGCGCUCGGACGCGCCUUGCUGCAAGCACUCAUGCCGUGUACCGCGUUGAAACCCUACUGGUAGCUUGAGGUUGGUGCGGUGCCGAAAACGUGCAUAGCGUAAGACCGCAACUCCACUUUAAAAGACAAAGCGGCCAGGGCAUCGUCCGAGUUGUCCGGACUGCACCGUGAGCCAGGUAGUUGCCGCCUUUCAUGAAUGGCUCGCUAAUUUAACGAAAAACCCGUGCGUUACACUUGGGCGACACUUAAGUACGUCACGUUGCUGACGAAGUCUGUUUGCAGCGUUGGUCCUCACUUGCUGGUGGUGGCAGCGCGUUCCUGACUGCACGUACUCGUAAGGCGCGGCAACACUGGGUCGAUACGAUACCGAAAAGACGCUCACUCCAAUGAUUGACCGACUAUUGUGCGUCACUGAAACCUUCUUAUCAUACCAGGUCGACAACGACGCAACCGACGAGUGCGAGUUGUACUGCGACAGGCUUUCUUGCCGAAGGCACCAGCAAACUCAGCGUGCUGACCAUCGUUCGACCGAACCCCGCGCGAUCGGCCAUCGAACGGACAGCACAAUAGCGACAGCGUCUUCGCCUGUAUUUAUAAUUAAUCGUGCUCAGAAUGAGUCAAGCACGCCUACCAAGUUGAAAUGCACAAGAUUUAACCCUCUCAAGACAUGCCCACGAAGUUUUAGCCAAUGUCGAUCCUGUUGAGCGAAGGUUAACCUGGAGCCGUCGAGUUCGUGCACUCGCUACCGGCGGACCUGAACUGAAAUGUAAGCAGUUAGGUCGAACAAAACUGCUUCUAUAGUUCAAUUCUGGCCUUAGUGAUUUGAAAUCAGCUACACUUCACUUCGCACGACGCGUACACAAUAAGCGGUAAGCCGGCGACACAGCGCUGUGCCAACAUCUGUACGUCACCGUACCGGUAGGCUGUCGGCCGCAUUCGCUAUCUAUAUGGGUGGGCUUGUAAGUGCUGCUUUGCCAACACAUUUCUUAAUUUCAGAGAUACACUGUUUGCCUCUGCGCCAAGCGGCAAACAAGAGACGAUGUAUUCGGUAUACAGCAGCAUAAACAACCGCCUCGCUCAUUUAUACCAACGCCGUGUGAGCGAUGGCAUCCGCGCGUUUUCGUGAGAGAACAACAUGGCCUACAAAUGAGCCCUUAUGCGAGCACAGUUUUCUCUAGUAAUGCUCUAGGGCACACUAAAACUGUAAGUAUGAUGGAGUUAAAGAAAAGAGAGAAUGAGUUAACAGCCCGUAAUAUAUGUAUCUGGAUCACAGUUGCCGUUGUUUAAGUGGUUCAGCCGCUCAUAUUGACUCGUCUCAGGAUGUAACAACAUGGCACAUAUGCGCAGAUAUGCAUGUUUUGCUACAUUUUGACACUAUUUCAUAUCAGUGAUGGGCCUUUUCCACAAUAUUUGACGAUAACAAAGACCUGCGGCUCUAGAUGUCAAUGUAAACGAGUGCACUGCUUUAAUAAAUCUGACGCAGAAGGCUGCGCUCGAAGACCUUUUGAAUAUGCGAAACGUCUCAAUAAUAUGUAAAAAGAAUACAAAAAGUGAUGUCCAAGUGCAGAAAUCAGUGACAAAUUCCAAGGCAGCCGUGCCACCAAAUGGAACUCAGCGUGCCUUUAUCGGCUGCACUGUUUGCAGAACAGCGCACUCAGGCCUGCUCACCCAGUAGUCAUUGAGUGCUACAUGGCUUCAGGAACGACAUGCUGUCCCGAAGAAGCCAUUAAUAAUGAUUCGGGAUCCAUGAAACGCACAACCGACGUGCACUCAACGUGGGCGCCGGUACACAAAUUAACCGGCGAAAGCCCCAGGACCCUUCCAAAACGUUUUCAGCGGCGUGCAGCAGAGAGCAGCAGAGGAAAAUGAAAGAGGCGGAUUGCACACAGGCUGGCAUCGGAGAGCAGUAAUGUAUUCUCUCGUGAGGAGGCCCAAGCCUGUUGUUAGAUUGUGGUGGGGACUCACGAUGGCGGUUUGGUCACUUACCUUACCUGUUGACUCGGUGACCUGUAGAUAUCGAGGGACUUGAUUACUGAUUACAGGACAACCAAAAGUGCAUUGCGCAGCUCAUUGAUCACGUAAACUUAAUCUUGGCAUGACUGCAAGGCUGUAUUAAACAGUCCAGCUGUUGCUAUGCUGGUUCGGCCUGGUCCAAGCAACUUUUUAUUUACACUGGAUCAGGUUGCCCAUAACUUGUUCAUCUAGAAUCUUGUUGGUAUAGCUGUCAUGUCUGCACUGUUAUUUAUAUUGAACUUCAUGGGUAAGCCAUUGAUGGCUGCACCAAUUUUGCAUGGCCCAGGGUCUUGCCAGUCUGCUAAUCCUACCAAAUAGACCUCUUCUAAUGCAGCUUGGUGUGUGCCCUUCUUGCCUUGCUUUUCUUUUGCACAGAUAAGCAUACGGUAGCAAAGUGUCCUUUUUUUGCUACAUGCGCCGCAUCUUUUGCCAUUGGCUGGACACUUAGCAUGUGAUGGCGGGCGCGUUGCUGAGGUACACUGUUUGCCCAAAGGCAGUGUCUGGUCAGGCUUGUCCUUUCAAGAAUACUGCUUUGGCUUCCCUUUGCUCUUUGAGAAGCCACACUUGGUGUCUGCAGCUGCAGGUGACCGUAGCUGAAGCUGUAGCUUCUUUUGUUGCUGUUUGGUUGUUUCCCUGUUGCAAGCACUGGUGAUGGCAGAUUCCAGGGUAAGCUCAGCCUUAAGUUGCAGCUUUUUGUUUAACUGCAUGUCUACGAGACCAACAAUGAGCCUGGUGCAGGUCGAUUUUUGUUUUAGCUCGUACUCGUAGGUAUUGGCUAGUCUAUGAACAUAGGUGACGAAUGCGUAGACUGUCUUGUGUGCUUCUUGCUUGCAGGUGUUGAGCUUCGCAUGGUUGUAGAUAACUUUUGUCCAUGGCACCAACGUUUCGCUAAAGCAGUUGCAUCACUGCAUUGUUGUUGAGUUUCUUGGUGUUGGAUAGCUUCAGCAAGGCUAUAACGUCUGGGUUCUGGGUUUCACAACACAUAGUAUAGAUGACUGCGUUUACUUGCAUCAUGCCAACUUGCUUCUUUUGUCUGUUGAUGACUCUAUAUAGCACUCCCAUCUCGUAAACCACUGUUUCUACACCUUGGAUGACAGAGAGAGAGAGACUCAACUUUUAUUGAGCCCUUAGUAAAGGGUAAUGCGAGCUGGCACCAGAUAGGGUGGAACCUUCUUCUCAGGUCCCAUAUGCGUCCAGCAGUUCCUGGCCCCUAACCACCAGCGCGAGCUGGGUUGGUAGGUCAGGGCUGGACAACAAGGUCUCCCAUCGCUCAGGAGGGUUGGGGGUAGGGAUGGUGGAGGGUUCUUGAGCUUAGUGCACUCUGCUAGGAUGUGUGCUAGAGUGCCUUCUGAUCAUCUGCAAAACGGGCAUGAAGUGUCAUGCUCUGUUGGGAACAUCUUGUGCAAGAGCACGGGAUGCGCUAGCGACCCCGCUUGCAUGCGUUGCACGAUUGUUUGCUGCCUUCGGCUGAGUCGCGGAUGCGGAUGGGGAAGUCUACAUCUGCCGCUUCUGUACAUUUGGGUGAUGUCUUUGUAAUUUGUCACGGGGUGCGGUAGCUCUGGCUUGUCCUCUGUCCGGAUUGACAGUUCUCGGGCAUAGUGGUCGGCAAGUGCGUUGCCUUCCACUUGCGAGUGUGCCGGGACCCACACGAGCUCAACGGCCCGUCAUGGUGAUUUGCAUUUGGCGAGGAUCGCUAGUGCUGCGUGAGAGAUGUUCCCCUUGCGGUAGCAUGCGUAGGCGGUCUUGGAGUCUGUGACCACGGUCCUCACUCCUGGUUUUGCGAGUGCGAGGGCCACGGCCACUUCUGCUUCGGCUGUAUUCGUCGUCCGUAUCGACGCGCCUGUGACCAGUUUACCGAUGGUGGUGACGACCGCCGUUGCUCUGGUGCCGUGCUUGGAUGACUGAAAUCGAGCUUCUUCCAGCAGCUUGAUGACGAAUGGGUUGAGUAAUUAUGAAUUAAUGUGAAGCAAUGGGGAGAGAACAAGGAAGCGUGCGACCAUGCUCGUUGGUGGUGUGUUCGUGACGUGCUAGCCCAUAAGCCCUGCACUUCUCUUUAUUGCACUGAACACAGCUCGCACUAGGGGGUGCUACCAAUUGGCUACAUAUACGGAACAGAGUGGGGCUGCGUCCUGAAGUGCAGACAUCAGAGGCAAAGCCAUCUUGGCAUAGCGAAGUUUCAUAUUGGUGACUGCUUGCGCUCAUGAAGCCACUGCAAUGCCUGCAUUUGCUGCCUUCUGCUUGCAUGAUGCGCUCCCUACCGCUACCUCCACAUCACAGUUGGGUAACGAACAAGACAUGAAGAUUUAACUGACCAGCCGGUUUAUUUGAUCCCAAAUAAUGAGUCGUCUAGCCUGCUCCAUCUCAGCUUGCAUGGGAGAGAGCUUUCCCCCACCAUGGCGUGUGAUCGGUUCUCCAGCCAUCAAGCUACACAGCUACAUGUAGCUGUGUUUGCGCGCAAUGGGACUGGGACAAUGACAACGAUGAGUGACAUUUUGUUUCAGUAUUCUUUUUUGUUUUCGUGCCACUUUGCCACAAAUUUAAGCCUUGAUGAGCCCAUAAUUCUUUCAUAACAAGUUGAUGUUUAGCACCUGCCCUGUGGUGUACUUUACAUUCUUUGUCCCGUCCAUUUAGCACUGGUAAUAUGGUGUGCUAUACUUUCAGGGAAGCUUACGCAAGUUGCUCAUACUGAGACCAAAUGUUAGGUGCGCUACAAGGCGAUAUAGAAUAUGUGAUGCCUUUGCCAGUGCCAUUUUUGCAGUACGGAAGCUGCUUCACACACUUUGAGGAAGCGACAGCUUAGUUUAAGGGGCCCUGGAACAUGUUAUGUUAAACCUGAUUAACACCCUGUAAUGAAUGUGAUGUCUUUCAGGGAAUGUGUUCUCGAAGAAAUUCUUGACACAGACUUCACAUUGAGAGGCAGAAUCGGUUUAUUACUGUCAGUAAUGAGGUAAGAAUUACAAGAGGUGCGUAUUCAGAAAGAGGUGCCACAGUAGGUGACAAAACAGGUGAAGUGUUUACUUUCCCCAUUCUCCUCAGCCAAUACAUUCUUUUCAGCCGGGGCACCAUUGAGAGCCUAUGCGCUCCAUGUAGCUAUUUCCUUUUUUUUUUUUCUUUAUAUGGUACACUAAUAGUAAUGUUUCAAGGUUGCUGUCCAACAAGGGUGCCCAGAAGUAGCAAAGGUAGCCAAGACAUGCUAACUGCUUGCUUUGUUGUUUCCGAGUUCUUGAAGGGUUUGUAUAUACGGUCCUAAACGACUGCCCAACUGCUGGCGUCUCUGGGUUGUAACGUCUGCAGUACUGCAGUCACUGACGGUGGACAAGGCAAAAAGGAGUGUGAGCCUUGAAAUUUGCAGGUGAGAGCAAGUGAUCCAUUAUGUGUGAGAUCGUAGAUUCUUCGUUGCAUGCAGCAGAAUAGUAUUUAGCUUGCAUGUUCACAGGAGCAUUGUCCACAUAUAAGAAUCGUCUUGAUACCGUGUCCAAAAAAGUGUUUCAGUGCCCCUUUAUUAGUAGUUGUAUGUUGUAGUAGCCUCAGUGUUUACUGCCUUGGCUGUCUUCUUGAAGACAGGCAGUGUUUUUUUUUUUUGUAAAUAAGUGAAUAAGUUACUUAAAUCCAAUAAACAGAGGAAGUUUGCACGAUGA
Molecule: messenger RNA, 10994 nt
Organism: Dermacentor andersoni
Lineage: Eukaryota; Metazoa; Arthropoda; Arachnida; Ixodida; Ixodidae
Product: thiopurine S-methyltransferase-like
Molecular function (GO): thiopurine S-methyltransferase activity
Source: RefSeq, a predicted model, not a curated record